This is a messenger RNA of Erpetoichthys calabaricus (reedfish), 1843 nucleotides long. RefSeq names its product FA complementation group C (gene fancc). Bases 56 to 1762 code for a protein of 568 amino acids. The record is from RefSeq and is a predicted model, not a curated record. Lineage: Eukaryota; Metazoa; Chordata; Cladistia; Polypteriformes; Polypteridae. The transcript is spliced from 14 exons. Gene Ontology annotation, cellular component: Fanconi anaemia nuclear complex. Gene Ontology annotation, biological process: nucleotide-excision repair; cellular response to oxidative stress; interstrand cross-link repair.
UAUUUUAUCUCCUCCUCUUUCAGGUCUGUUUCUGCUAAGUUUUUAUGUGCAUAGUAUGGCUCAGUCAAGUUCCAGUCUUGCUGACUGUGUGGAAUACUGGUUGAAUAAAGCUGUUGAAUGGGGGCAGAUGAGCACUUUGGAAUCCAUACAAAAUGUUUGCCUCCACCUGCAGAUGUUAAAUGAUUUCCUACAACAGCUUUCUAAAGAUCUCCAUUAUAUGAACACUACAGUGGCCAUAAAAAAAUAUCCUUUAGUCGGCCAGUUACUUGGUAGACUUUGUUGGAUUCCCUGUGUUGUGGUGAGUGAAGAAUGCCAGAAAGCGUUGCUACAGUGUUUGUGGUGCCUGUUCAGUGAUAAACCUCAAAAUGCAGUUGAACUGAAAGCCAAUGAUUGGAUAAAGAGUUUGUUACAACAUUUGGUUUCUGGUCCUGGGGAUUACAGCUAUUCUUUGGACUCUUUUAUUCGUCUCCUAGGAUACACACCUGACGAGUAUUACUCAAGUUAUCUUAAACAUGUUGUUUCUUCAUUAGUGAAAGAACUUAACAGAGGCAACUGUACUGAACCCUUUAUUCCUGUAUGGUUAACUCCUGAAAGGCUGAACAGUUUAUCUACUCUUUGUAUACCUCUUGUUACUUGUUCUGAUGCCAUUCCCUUAAUCAGUGCCCUGCUUUUGCACUCUAAAUCUGAUUCUGAAGAGAUGCUGAAUACUGAUUUAUUUGAGUCCAUUAACAAGGCCUUAUUACAGAAGAAAAUUGUUCUCGAAGAAAAUGUGAUUAUGAAUCUCUGGUUACGGUAUUUUCCCUGCUUUGAAUCAGCCGCAUUAAAUCUAAUUGAAGUGCUUAUUUCAGCUCAGCUUUCUAAUCCACAUGAGAUGGAGAAAGUAUGUAAAGACUCCAUGCUGCCAAAAGCAUCUGCCUGUCACCCUCCACUUUUUCACAUUGUAGAUUACAUCUUCAGGUUUAUACUGUUGGAGUCAGAAGGAAGUCUUAAAAUCCAGAAUUUUAUAAGGAUAUUUACUCAUUGUGUUCUUCAAGAGCAACAGUUUCAGACGAAGCUGCCUCUAAAAGCCUUUUUUCCUCUUCAUUCUCCAUGUGUACUGACAGCACUUCUGUUGCAUCCCUCAGGUGUCCCUUUACAUACAUGGCCUAAGCAUUUGUUUUACUUGUCUCAAACAUUAAAAAACAGUGUGCAGAACAUGGAAAAUAUACAAUUUCAUAAGGGAGUGUUUGAGAACUGGUUUUUGCUAGUCCAUUGUGGAGACUGGGUGGAUAUUGCUGCACAGCAGCUAAUUACUUUGCAAAUUCAGCCUUCAGAUACUCUGCUGUGGCUUUUAGCAUUUUACCACCAUCCUAACAACAAAAACCAACAGAGAACAAAAUUGCAGGCACAUGCAAGGACAGUUUCUGAUCAUUUGAGGACACUUUUCCGAUGUGCAGAUCUCUGUGUCACGCAACUUCAGAUGGCUUUAUCUUUUUGUGCAGAAAAUCCUCUACACACUCAUACCAAAAAUCUUAUCAAUCAGCUGCUGUUAAAUUUCUUAGUCUUUUCUAAUGGUGGCCAUAAAAUUGCAAAGGAUGUGAUCCAAAAGAUGAUGCAAGGUAGUCAAGAGGAUUGGAUUAUGCUUUCAAGUUUUCAACAAAGACUGAAAUAUUUUGGAUUAAUUGACUACAAAGCACAGAGAACGCUGGACUUGCUGUUUGAUCACCUUCAAAAUCAACCAGGAGAUAGGCCAGUGGAAGUAAUAUGUGACUAUAUACCAUAAUAUUAUGAAAUAUCUAGUGAUAUAACCAAAAUAAAUGUCAGCAGCACACUGCAAAUUUAAAUAAGUACUCUUUAUUUUAAG